This is a messenger RNA of Entelurus aequoreus (snake pipefish), 5023 nucleotides long. RefSeq names its product dnaJ homolog subfamily C member 16-like. Lineage: Eukaryota; Metazoa; Chordata; Actinopteri; Syngnathiformes; Syngnathidae. The record is from RefSeq and is a predicted model, not a curated record. The transcript is spliced from 15 exons. Bases 336 to 2846 code for a protein of 836 amino acids.
CACGUAACAGCUUCUGACAUUUGUCGGUGGUAUGUGUUUCACUUUAAAAUAAAUUCACCAAAUGAUCAAAUACAUUAUUCGUUUGAGUGUGUCUCUGUACAUAAUUAUGACAAAAUGUGAAUUUUAAUUUGAAACUAAGCCGGAAGCCAUGACAGUCACUGUUUGCUAGCGUGCAUCAUUAGCUACACAAGAAUGGGCUCGGCGUUGUAAAUAGCAAAAUGUUUCGGUUUAACCUUAACAUUCUGAACAAUAACUUCGUUUAAGCGCUGGACUGAACGUAUCGAUGCGCUGCAGGAUAGUACAAGCCUUCUGAGUCGUUGUCGUUGAGGCAAGCGAUGUGUGCCGGAGGAAAGAGCCCACAUCCUGGGCCAUCAUGCCGAGGAAAGAGCCCAAAUCCUGGGCCAUCAUGCCGAGGAAAGAGCCCACAUCCUGGGUCAUCAUGUCCACCACAUCCUGGGCCGUCAUGCCGAGGAAAGAGCCCACAUCCUGGGCCAUCAUGUCCACUGGUGCUCGCCAUCUUUCUGCUCCUUUCCACAGACUGCAUGGUAGAAAGCACCGCUGGACAUGACCCCUAUAAAAUCCUGGGUGUCAGCAGGAGUGCCAGUCAAGCUGAAAUCAAAAAGGCAUACAAGAACCUUGCUAAAGAAUGGCACCCAGAUAAAAAUAAAGACCCCAGCGCGGAGGACAUGUUCAUAACAAUUUCAAAGUCAUAUGGGAUUUUGUCCAAUGAGGAGCGACGGGCCAACUUUGACCGCUAUGGGCAGAUGGACGACAACCAGCCAUUUGGCCAGUCUCAUCAUCAAGGCUACCGGAGCUUCCAUAACGGCUUCUACUUUGAUGACUCUUUUUUUCAUUUCCCCAGGUCCAGGGACUUUGCAGACAGCAAGUACCUGCUUCACCAUGGUCAGUUUAACAGCGAUGUCCUUCCAGACAGCCACAAGAAGCCCUACCUCAUCAAAGUCACCUCGGAGUGGUGUUUUGCUUGCAUCCACAUGGAGCCUGUGUGGAAAGAGAUUGUGCAGGACCUGGAGCCACUGGGUGUGGGCAUCGGCAUAGUGGACCUGGGUUAUGAGCGUCGUCUAGCCAACCAGCUGGGAGCUCACCGCGCUCCCUCAAUCAUCGGACUGCUGAACGGCAGAGUGACCUUUUUCCAUCAGGCUAUCGUUCCAGAUUACCUGCGACAUUUCAUUGAGGACCUCCUGCCAAAUAAACUGGUGCAAAAGAUUACUGAUGACAACUACCUGCACUUUCUGGAUAGCUGGCAUGUUGACAAUAAGCCCCGUGUUCUUUUGUUUGACCAAGUUGCCAACGUUCCUCUUGUAUACAAGUUAACAGCAUUUGCGUUCAGAGACUAUGUUAAUUUUGGCUACGUGGACCAAGGCGACACACACAACAUUCAGCUCUUGCAGAAGUUCAAUAUAAACUGGUACGCCCCCACCAUGCUGCUAUUUAAAGAAGAGACCCAAAAGCCAGUGGACAUCAUCCAGGCUCGAGGGAUGAAGAGGCAGAUCAUGGAGGAGUUUGUUUCCAACAACAAGUUCCUGCAGGUUCCUCGUCUGGUCAACCAGCAGCUGUUUGAUGAGCUGUGCCCUGUUAAGCAGUUCCACCGACGAAGGAAAUACUGUGUGCUGUUGAUCACUAGCGAGGACCAAGCUUUUCUCCCUGGAAACAAGGCCUUCCUGGACUUUGCCACGGCCAACAGAAAAGAGGUGCUGCGCUUUGCGUACGUCUACCAGCGUCAGCAGCAGCCCCUCUGUCAGGCUCUGCUUCCCAACCAGGCCCUCCACUCCCCCCAGGUGUUGAUUCUUGAGAGGCGGAGCCCGGCUGGAAAGGUGCUGUACCGCUCUGUGAUUGGUGGCUGGAACGGCAGUGAAGAGGACAAGUACCGCCUCCAUGAGCAUCUGGAGCUGGUUCAGAAGGACCCCACGUACCUGACCUCUGACACCACCCUGCCAGAGCUCAACAACGAGAUGGCCCCGAUGUUUCUCAUUCAGUGGAUAAACGCUGCCUAUGAUUACGUCCUUCAACUUUAUGAUGACCUCCUCUACUCCAACUGGCGAGAGAUGAUGCCCAUCCUGUCCUUGAUCUUCUCAGCUCUCUUCAUUCUUUUCGGGACCGUCAUCAUCCAGGCCUUCAGUGAACCGGGUGAGAGUGAACCACGUAAACAAGCGCCAAAGGAGCAACCUCAAAGUGAGGAGGAUGCAUCCAACAGAAGCAACGCCUCAGGCCGUCCUCCCAAGAAGGACUUUGUGGAGGUGACAGAACUGACAGACCUCACCUACACCAGUAACCUGCUCAAGCUGAGGCCCGGCCACAUCAACGUGGUUCUGGUGCUGACCCACGCCUCAAAGAACGCCUUGCUACGCAAGUUUGCCAAGGAGGUCUUCUCUUUCUCUGGGACUCAGACCAUCCACUUCUCCUUCCUCAACGCGGACAAACACGGCCAUUGGAUGGCCGUCCUCCUCCACGGGGCCUCGGACACGGCCAGCAGCGGCUGCCAUUCUGACGAGGACGAGGAUCCCUGCGACUACACGGGCCACGUGUUGGCCCUCAACGGCUACAAAAAAUACUUUUGCCACUUCAGACCAGUCUUCACCGGCGAUGAUCCCCCCUCAGACACGUCCCUCUCCGCCAGCAGGAGAAAGUCCCGGUCCAGGUCCAGGUCCAGCUCAGACUCUCGCUCCCGAUCUCAUUCCAGAGAAGAGUCCAAGAGAGGCCGGGCCACGAGCAUCGAGGUACACCACAAGUUAGACCGUCUGGGACUGUGGAUGGAGAGGCUGAUGGAGGGCACUCUGCCCAGAAGGCAGGUGUCCUCCUGGCCCAACCUCCACAACCUCACCCCUUAGUGCUCUGUCCCCAGCUAUACAGCCACACCCACCACCACCAAAGAUUCUCUACAUGCUUAUUUACAUACCUUAAUUCUUUCCAAACGGUAACACGGCAGUAAAACGGGUGAUCAAACAAAACAGAAGUCAUGGUCAUGGACCCACUAGCUGCGCAAGCUAGUUCUCCAAUCCCAUAAACAGACUCAAUAACUCCACGGUGAAUUUACCAAACUGAAACAAAACAAAAAGAAUGUCAUUGUAAGUUAAUACUAAGACAGACACUUGUAAAAGUGUUAGCAUAUUAGCUAAUACUAACAAUGCUAGCUUGUUUACAGUACCAUAGCAUGUACAAAUCUGCAUGGCUACGGAUGUAAAAAAAAAAAAUUUAAAAAAAAAAAGAUUUUCGAAUGAAUCUUGAUUCUCAUUUAAUUAAUUAAAAAAAAUCAAAAAUCGAUUAAAAAAAUAAUAAAUACAAAAAAAUCCAAACAUAUUUUCUUGUUGCUAAAUCUGUCCUGUCCAGCCAUAUUAUUUCAUGUUUGGCUAGAAUUUCAUUAAACCAAACCCGUUUUCUUUUAUUAUAGAAAUGUAUCAGGGCUGGAAAAAUGUAGUUUAUCAUAAAACUGGCAGCUAAUGUUAUUAAAAAAAGUAUUGAUUUUAAAUGGAGAAUUGUUUGGACUCGAGAAUAGAUUCUGAAUCAAAUCGUGUGGUACCCAAGGAUCCCCGGCCCUAAUAAAAACACUCCUACAGACAUCAUACUAACACAGACACUUGUAAACGUGUAAAUGCUAACAAUGCUAGCGUCAUUACGUUACGUUAGCACGUGGAAACACUGCUACAGACAUCAUACUAACACAGACACUUGUAAAUGUGUUAGCAUAUGCUAACAAUGCUAGCGUCAUUAUAUUACGUUAGCACAUGGAAACACUUCUACAGACAUCACAGGUGGGACACUUUAGGUGGUAAGAAUACAAACAUUGCUGGGAGUGAUGAAUGAAGAAUCCUUUCCAGCAGAAACACUAUGGACAGUUAUACUUCCAGUUCAAGUCACAAAAGAGGAAGUACAUUUUCAACCGGAAGCGCCUGCAGUGAGCGAACUCGUCCAAAAGAUGGCGCCGCUGCACAGACAAUAACACAUUUUCAGUGUCUCUGUGUUAAAUGAAAACUAUUUGAUUAUUAAUGCCGUUAGCGAAUAAAAAUCCCUAAUUUAGCCGCAGCAAAAAAGUAGUGGCUUAUAGUUGGGGAAAAUACAAGUUGUAUUUUUGCUUGUUCAGAGCUACCAAGGCUUGAAUUGCGAGUAGCAAGCACUAAGUUGUGUCCAACAUUGACUUUGCUCUCAUUUGCAUGAAGCAAUGAAGACAGGAAGUGAAGUUAGGACAAUGCUAACAACACGUCUAGUGAAUCAGCCAGGCCAUGGAGCUGUGCUUGAACAUGUUUGGAGGCAGAUGGUUCUAAAGCAUGGAACUAGAAUCAUGCGUAUAGUUAGCUUGCACUAGCUACUUAUUAGCGUUUGUCCCAGUCUGCUGAAGAAACAUUAACAAAACACUGUAACUCUUUUUGUCUUUUAUGACAUUUAGUGCGCUUAUUUAUUGAAGUGUGUGCAUAUUGUUUUGACAUUUGUUCUCCAUUCAACAAUAAAUGUUUGUUUUCUGUUGUCUAUAAAGGACAAUGACUCUUAACUGAUGAGAGAGCAAUGAACAGCAUGCAUUCAUACGGAUACACCUUUGUACAGUAUUCAUCAAUAUUUGUACAGCAUUCAUCAAUAUUUGUACAGCAUUCAUCAAUAUUUGUACAUCAUUCAUCAAUAUUUGUACAGCAUUCAUCAAUAUUUGUACAGUAUUCAUCAAUAUUUGUACAGCAUUCAUCAAUACUAAUACAAGUGAGUACAGCAUUCAUCAAUACUAAUACAAGGGUGUUGCCUUCAAGUGUUGUGGUAGUUUCAGCAGCUGUUGGGGAUGUCCAGGACCUUCUUCAGGGUCAGAGGUUCUUCAGGGUCAGGGGUUCUGGGCCAAAGGAGGCUGCCAGCAGCUGGUUGGCGCUCAUGUUUGUGUGGGAGCCGUCAGGCUUGGAGAGGUAAACAUCCCAGCUGGACCCAAACAUGAUCAUGAUGUUUCAUUAAGUUAGGUGGGAUGUACAAAGUACACAAGCAGUGAAGUUGUCACCUUGUGUAAAUGGUAAAUAAAAAGAGAAUACAAUGAUUU